Messenger RNA from Aspergillus saccharolyticus JOP 1030-1, 5346 nucleotides. Its product is annotated as DNA-directed DNA polymerase zeta catalytic subunit REV3. Lineage: Eukaryota; Fungi; Ascomycota; Eurotiomycetes; Eurotiales; Aspergillaceae. Gene Ontology annotation, cellular component: nucleus; zeta DNA polymerase complex. The transcript is spliced from 2 exons. Gene Ontology annotation, molecular function: nucleotide binding; DNA binding; DNA-directed DNA polymerase activity. The record is from RefSeq and is a predicted model, not a curated record. Bases 127 to 5346 code for a protein of 1739 amino acids. Gene Ontology annotation, biological process: double-strand break repair via homologous recombination; error-prone translesion synthesis.
GACGACAAAAGGCUCGAUAGACGCGUAUGAGCAGUGAUAUUCGCGCCUGGAACUCACACGAUGAUGGUACUGACGGUCGCAUCAUAGCUAUGAUGGUGACGGCUUUGUCCGUCUCAGAAAUACGCAAUGGAACCCUUCCAAGUGCGCCUCAACUGCGUGGAUCACUAUCAGGCGGACCCUUCGGAGUUCGACCCUCCCCUGCCUUACAGGGAUCCGGCUUCGGGCAAAAAUGAUAGAGUCAAAGUCCCCAUAAUCCGGGUAUUCGGCGCAACAGAGACCGGCCAGAAGGUGUGUGUUCAUGUUCAUGGCGCAUAUCCUUAUCUCUAUGUAGAGUAUCAAGGCGAGCUCGAUGAAGAGAAAGUGAGUGCUGCGUCUAGACAUCUUUACCUCUCCGUCGACCGCGCGCUAGCGGUGAGUUAUAACCGUAACCCUAACGACAAGAAAUUCGCCUUCGUCGCGCAUAUCACCUUGGUCAAAGGUGUGCCUUUCUAUGGCUACCAUGUGGGCUAUAAGUUUUACUUCAAAGUUUACUUGACGAAUCCAAGCUACAUGACUCGACUGGCAGAUUUGUUGCUCCAGGGUGCUGUGUUGAAACGACCGGUCCAGCCUUACGAGAGUCACUUGCAGUACAUCCCUCAAUGGAUGUGCGAUUACAGUCUGUACGGGUGCGCUUAUAUGAAGUGUCGCAAUGUUAAAUUCCGGAUGCCAGUGCCGGACUAUCUUGAGCUCACAAAUUUGUCUCAUCGCUGGCAUGAUCACUCCAUAAGUCCGGAAGACUUGUCAGAUCCGUCAGUCCUCCCUAAGCAGAGCUACUGCCCGCUGGAAGUCGAUAUCUGUGUUCAGGAUAUCAUGAACCGCUCCGACAUCACAGAAAGGUCUAUCCAUCACGACUUUACCGAGUACUUGAAGCCGAUGGCUUCCGAUCAGCGACUAGUUCCAAGUAUGGCAGGUCUAUGGCAAGAUGAAGAGCGCAGGCGGAAGAAACGUCUUGGACUCGAGCCAGGCAGCAGUCCUUUUGUCGCUGAGGAGCUAGUCUCUCUGUCGGCGGAUCCCAGGAAUACCUCGCAAGGCGGCUGGAUUCACGAGGAAGAGUACCGCGAGAUGGCAAUGCGCACGAUUGAGGAAGAAAGGAGCCACUACAAUGGCGGUGACGUUAGUUACGAUAGUUUUCUGACCGAGAACCCCCUCGCAAAGAAUGUAAAGACCGCGCUCCAGGGCAUUGAGGAUUUCUAUCCCGGCAAGGAAGCGCUCACCAAAAUCGAACUGAGUAAUGACAACGACUUGCAACCUCUGGAGGAGCCAGAAAUCAGUAUGGAUGAGGAGGGAUUUGUAUCUGUCGGCUCAGACAAGGAAUCGUAUAAAUCAGAAGAGGAUGAUGUCUCCAGCAUCUUUCCUGGCGAGAUACAUACCGAAGAAGAGGUUGACUCGGUGGACGAUAUUUGGGACAAUGGCUUGUUUGACGUCGCUUCCCGCAGCAUCUUCGAUCCUGAACACGAAGCUAGAACUCCUGAUCUAGCUGAUGAUCCUGACUUCCAGGCAAAGUUACUUGAAUUGAGAUCACUUGAUCUUUCUGAACAUACCCUACUGGAGCAUGCCCAUGCCUCGAAAUUCGGGGAAGGGCUUUCUAAUGGCAGUACCCCAAGAAGCAAACGAUUCUCGGAUCCCACUCCUAGCCGCGAACGUCCGACAAAACGUCAGCGAUUCUUCGACGAUACUCUUUCGCAGCAACUGGAAAGUCCGACCAGACGGGCCUUGAGGCAACAGGCCGCUCAAUUCACGACCGACAGUUCUGAUACUGAAGACAUGCUAGAUGAGCUCUAUGAAUUCGUGGAUAAACUGCCCUCGCAGGAACAAUCAUCCCAAUCAACUAUCCGCCCCAGCAAGGCGCAGAGCAGGAGGAUAAGUUUCCCUGUUGUCAAAGAUCCAAAUGACCCUAUGACAGUUCUGCGAUUCAGUCAAGACGGCAGCCUUCCAUCCAAAGAAUCCAAGGAGCAAGAAGGGCCUGAUGUGCUUGGUUUCAAUGCGAAAAGUUCCAUGGAGAUCAGCUUCGAUGAUUCGUCGUCCCAACUACGGUCCUCGAUGACUGAGACUAGGUCUGAUAAUUCCAAAACUCAUUCGAAUACCAUGGCUUCGGAAUUACUCGGCAGCAUAUAUGACAACUUUGCCAUUUCCAAGCAAUCGCGUAUUGCCUUAUGGCGAAGAGCCUGUCCCAGCCCUAACGAAGUGUCCUCGACUCUUGCUCAUGUCGGAUAUCCAUCUACCAUUUACCAGAAAGCUCAUUACAGCAACGAGGGCGAUGUUCCUGAUCGGCCAAGGGACUAUGCAGGCAGAGAAUUCCAUUUGGUGGGGACUGGUAUCCACUAUCUUCCUGCAUUUGAUCCUCUGGGGCGCUCUGAAGCAAUGUUGGGCGAUGACCAUGUUGUGCCAAAAGACAAACGCACCCAAGAGAAGGCCGAUCGACUGCUGCGUGAAUCGUGUACCCUACGGGAAUGGGAGUUUGCCCCUGUGCCUCCCAGUCGCCUCGAGGUCGUAGAGUGGUUUGAGAAAAUUCAAGAAGAGGCCAAGAAAGAUUCAGCGAGUCGGCAAGCUUUGCCACGCGACCGACUUCAGCCCAACGUCAUGUCGCAAAUCGAAGGUCCUACCCAGAAGAAUAAUUACGGAUUCAAAUAUUCUCAGAAAAGCAAAUCCACAAGCGUGGAACAUCAGACUCAGUAUAUGAGUAUGAUGAGUCUGGAGGUGCACGUGAACACACGCGGAGCGCUGGCACCAAAUCCCGAAGAAGAUGAGAUCAGUUGUGUUUUCUGGUGUCUGAACUCGGGCGACGAAGACGUUGACGCCAACGGAACAUUGCCCGGUGUCCAUGUGGGCAUAAUCUCUCAGAGCGAGGCGGACAGGCCGGAUGCGAAGCUUUCCAAGGCACUGAGGGUUGAAUGGGACCAUGAGACAUCGGAACUUGAAUUGAUCAAUCGAGUCGUGGACAUUGUCCGCCAUCAUGAUCCGGACCUCAUUACCGGCUACGAGGUCCACAACAGCUCAUGGGGCUAUAUCAUUGAGCGAGCCAGGAAGAAAUACGACUUCGACAUCUGCGACGAGCUGUCCCGUGUAAUUUCACAAGCCCAUGGCAGAUUUGGCAAAGAUGCUGACCGAUGGGGUUUCAACCACACUUCCUCAAUCCGAGUUACUGGGAGACACAUGAUCAACAUAUGGCGAGCCAUGAGGAGCGAGCUGAACCUACUGCAGUACACUAUGGAAAACGUUGCUUUUCACCUGCUGCACCGCCGCAUCCCACACUACUCUUUCCGUGAUCUCACUGCAUGGUAUCAGAGCGGGAAACCGCGGGACUUGAUGAAAGUCGUCGACUACUUCCUCUCGCGCGUCCAGAUGGAUCUUGAAAUCCUGGACUCUAACGAACUCAUCGCAAGGACCAGCGAACAAGCCCGGCUUCUCGGCAUUGACUUUUUCUCUGUCUUCUCGCGAGGCUCGCAAUUCAAGGUUGAGUCUCUCAUGUUCCGCAUUGCAAAGGCAGAGAACUUCAUGCUUGUUUCGCCAAGUCGAAAGCAGGUCGGCCAACAGAAUGCUCUCGAAUGCCUGCCUUUGGUCAUGGAACCACAGAGUGAUUUCUACACUAGCCCUCUCAUCGUACUCGACUUCCAGUCGCUAUAUCCCAGUAUCAUGAUCGCAUACAAUUACUGCUAUUCCACGUUCCUCGGGCGGGCGCGGCAGUGGCGAGGCCGCAACAAGAUGGGGUUCAUGGACUAUGACCGCCAGCCACAGCUGCUUGAGCUCCUCAAGGACAAGAUCAACAUUGCUCCCAACGGCAUGAUUUAUGCCAAACCUGAAGUGCGCAAGUCUCUCCUCGCGCGCAUGCUCGCUGAGAUCUUGGAGACGCGUGUGAUGGUUAAGACAGGCAUGAAGGCGGACAAGGACGAUAAGACGCUGCAACGACUGCUCAACAACCGACAACUGGCCCUCAAACUCAUCGCCAAUGUCACCUACGGCUACACCUCGGCGUCCUUUUCAGGGCGGAUGCCGUGUUCUGAGAUCGCGGAUAGCAUCGUACAAUCUGGUCGCGAGACGCUCGAAAAAGCCAUCGCCUUCAUCCACUCGGUUGAGCGCUGGGGCGCGGAGGUCGUCUACGGCGACACCGACAGUCUCUUUGUCUACCUGAAGGGCCGGACCCGGGACCAAGCCUUCACGAUCGGUGAAGAGAUCGCGCAAGCCGUGACAAAGAUCAACCCGCACCCGGUGAAGCUCAAGUUCGAAAAAGUCUACCACCCGUGCGUGCUGCUGGCUAAGAAACGGUACGUCGGCUUCAAGUACGAGCACCGCAAUCAGACGGAGCCCGAUUUCGACGCCAAGGGCAUCGAAACCGUUCGCCGCGACGGCACACCCGCUGAGCAGAAGAUUGAAGAAAAAGCCUUGAAGCUCCUCUUCCGCACCGCCGACCUCAGCCAGGUGAAAGCCUACUUCCAGUCUCAAUGCACCAAGAUCAUGCAAGGCCGGGUCUCCGUUCAAGAUUUCUGUUUCGCACGCGAGGUCAAACUCGGCACUUACAGCGACCGCGGCCUCCCGCCGCCCGGCGCUUUGAUAAGUGCCCGCAAGAUGGCCGACGACCCCCGCGCUGAACCACAGUACGGCGAACGCGUCCCCUACGUCGUGGUCACCGGCGCCCCCGGCAGUCGCCUCAUCGACCGCUGCGUCAGUCCAGAGACCCUCCUCCACGACGCCACCCUCGACCUCGACGCCGACUACUACAUCACCAAGAACCUGAUCCCCCCGCUCGAGCGCAUCUUCAACCUCGUCGGCGCCAAUGUCCGCCAAUGGUACGACGAGAUGCCCAAAGUGCAGCGCAUCCGCCGCCUCCCUGAAGUGCUGCACCUCCCUGGCAGCAGCAGCAACAACAACAACAACAACAACAACAACAACAACAACCCUACCGCCCUGACCACCUCCACUACCACCACAACCCGAACCGGACUCCGCAAAACCCUUGAAUCCUACCUCAAAUCCUCCACCUGCCUGGUCUGCAAGUCCCGACUCGAGGACCCCGGAGCGGCAGCCUCCUCCCCCCCGCUCUGCGCCGACUGUCUCCGCCAGCCGCACCUUCCCUUAUUCGACCUGGUCGGCCGGCAGCGCCAGGCGGAGAAGAAAGUCGUGGAGCUCGAGCGCCUCUGCCGGUCUUGCAUGGGCGUUCCAUUCGGCGAGGAGGUCCGCUGCGAUAGUAAGGAUUGUCCCGUGUUCUAUUCGCGGACGAGAGCCAUGGCUAGUUGGCGACAUACCAAGGCGGCGUUGGAUCCGGUGAUUCGACUGCUUCAGGAUACCACGCAAAGUGCUUUGGAAUGGUAG